Molecule: messenger RNA, 1221 nt
Organism: Trypanosoma brucei brucei TREU927
Lineage: Eukaryota; Euglenozoa; Kinetoplastea; Trypanosomatida; Trypanosomatidae
Gene: Tb927.4.370
Exons: 1
Coding region: 1-1221 (406 amino acids)
Source: RefSeq, a predicted model, not a curated record
AUGGUGAUAGAUGGUGACUUAGUUGCCCUUGAAACAUUGUUGCAAGCCAACAGGAGAUUACAAACUCAUCUUCGUGAAAGAAUAGAUGAUAUCGCCCAUCGGCUCGCUUCAAUGGCUGCCCUCAUUCGUGCAUUGAGGGCGGAGGGCGUCAGACCUAAAAUUGUAAAUAGGACGACACCGUUAAUGAGAGCAGAUCAGGAUAUAGUGUUUAAAUUUUAUUACUGUAAUAUGGUUUAUGCCCCUCCACUAUUUGGCAGACUUCAGCAUAACGUCUUACCGCUGUUGUCAAAGCCUCGCUGGGGCCACCGUGCGGUGCAACAUUUGAAGCGCCAGGCGGAUUGUCUCGGUUUAGGAGCAAAUGCGGAAUCAUAUACAAAACAGUGGCAUACAGUUGCUGACGCUCUUAAUUACGACUCGAGUAGGGUAAAGCCAGUAAGUGCCUUUCAGUGUUAUUUGCAUUUUCGCCAUACGAUGGCUACAUCACAAGAGCCCUUUUCGCAUGAAGAGGAUGUCAUCAUUUACAAACAUGUCCCGGAACCCGGGAUGUGGAAACAGCUUGAGAGGAAAAUACUUGAGAAGUGUGGCAGGCGUCGCAGUGCAUUUCAACUUGCUGGAAGACACCAAAAGUUGCUUAGUUGCGAUUAUCAGUGCACCGAUUUCUCUGAAGAUGUACUGAAGCAAGCGGUUUCUUUAAUUGAUGAUGAUGGAGACUUGACGUCACGGGCACUCAUAGACUUUGUGAUGAAACUAAACGCUGGCCAUAAACUUCCGUGGGUAACGGUGGAAGCCAUCGCGCGUGCUGCCAGGGAUUACGGCCAAUCACUUUUAACUGAAGAUGAGCAUUUGAGACGGAGCAUACACCUCGUUUUACUAAGUGAUGCGGAUUACACCACUUCAAGUGAAGCGAAAGCGCUGCUUGUGCGUACGUUACAUUGGAAUCUCAUGGUAUCAAAUGCUGAGCGUUUUUGCGUAAAGUAUCGAUAUUCGCAAAUUUCCCUAGAGGAGGCGGCAAAUCGUUUGUCUUCGUCGGUUUCAGAUGUGAGGAAUCGAAUACUCUCUGCUGUAUUACUCCGACACAACAGCGUUUACAACACUCAUUUUGCUAAUGUGUCGAUGACUCUUUUUGGAAACCGCGACGCUGCAAUGAUUUGUUUUGUGGUUUCCCGUGAAUACGAAAGGAGUCGCAAGCGGAUGUUACCAUCCAUUCGUAUUCAUUUGUGA